AUGACUGUGCUUGAGGCUAUGGGCUUACCUGGGCAGUUUUGUGGUUGGAUAAAAGCUUGUAUCACUACUCCUCAGUUUUCUGUCUCUUUAAAUGGUAGUUUAGUGGGAUUCUUUAAGGGUGCUAGAGGAGUUAGACAAGGGGAUCCUCUAUCCCCUUAUCCUUUUGUACUGGUUAUGAAUGUCUUCUCCUCUUUACUGGAUGUUGCUGCCAAAAGAGGUGUCUUUAAAUACCACCCUAAGUGCAAGAGGAUCUCCCUCACAUACCUUUGCUUUGCUGAUGACUUGCUGGUUUUUUGCCAUGGAUCUUUUGAUUCUGUGAUGGGCGUUCUUAGCACAUUAGAGACUUUCUACAAGCUUUCUGGCCUUAGACUCAAUGCUAUGAAAACUGAGCUUUAUGCUUGUGGUGUAUCUGACCUUGUCCAUGGGCAAAUAAAGGCUGGAACAGGCUUUAGAGUUGGUAAUCUCCCUGUUAGGUACCUUGGUGUACCCUUGGUUACCAGGAAGCUUACUAGUAAAGAUUGUACUUCUUUGGGAGUCAUAAGGGAUGUUGAGAAAUUGUGCAUGAGGUUCUUUUGGAAAGGGAGUGAUUCCUCAGCUAGAGGGGCUCGGGUGAACUGGAAACAGAUAUGCUUAUUAAAAUCUGAGGGAGGCUUGGGUUUAAGGAGCUUGACAGAUUGGAGCAAAUCAUGUUGCUUACUGCUGAUUAAGAAGAUUUUGGCAGGGGAAGAUUCCCUUUGGAUUGCUUGGGUGAACUCUUAUUGCUUUAGAUCAGUGGAUUUCUGGCAUGCUGAUUACAGGGCUCACUUUAGCUGGAUCUUAGCUAAAAUGUUUAAGCUGAGGAGUGAAGCUAGCAGUUUGUUCUGUUCUAUUAGUAACUGGUCUCAAGUUAAUGCUCGGUGGAUUUGGGAUAAUAUUCGUUGUAGAGGUGAGAAGGUUAGUUGGCAUCGGCUUGUAUGGUUUCCUGGCCAUAUUCCAAAUUUUUCAAUGAUAUCUUGGAUGGCAAUAUCUGGUUUUGAGUCUCGUGAUCACAUUUUUUCUGAUUGUGCCUAUGUUGUGGGAGUUUGGCAUGCCAUCUUGCAUGCUUGUGCACUUAAUCUGGGGCCUUUAUGCUGGAAUGACCUUGUCUGCUGGUUGCUGCUGAACCUUAAAGGGAAGUCUCUAUUGGUUCAUAUCCUUAAGCUGGCCUGGUCUGGGUUCAUUUAUUUCAUCUGGGAGGAGCGUAAUCACAGGCUAUUUAGAGCUAGUCUGCAUUCUUUGGAUGAAUAA
Molecule: messenger RNA, 1266 nt
Organism: Hibiscus syriacus
Lineage: Eukaryota; Viridiplantae; Streptophyta; Magnoliopsida; Malvales; Malvaceae
Exons: 4
Coding region: 1-1266 (421 amino acids)
Source: RefSeq, a predicted model, not a curated record